UCUGUGCAUGGGGUGGUCCUGUCAGAGUUUGAGGUGCACGUGCUUGUAUUUGUUGCGGGUGCUCACGUUGUGUCUGUGUCAAUGUUCUGUUUCUUUUGGGGUUGGAGACAGGCGGUUGCAACCUGAGGAGUGUUGGUCAGUGGUGUUAGCUUUAGGGGUUUUUUUGACCCUGCCAAUGCAGUGAAGAAAGGAUGUUGCUGGUGGUCUGGUAGCUUACAAAGCUGAAUCUUCCUAUGCCCUUUUUUGAGUAAAACCGGAGACCCCUGGGCUUGUGGUACUGUGAGCCUAUAGUUUGGGCUGAUUUCAUUUAACAGAUACUUACUGAGUACUUGCUGAACUCUAGGCACUCAAGUGAUGUGCCUUCAAGUAGGUCACAGCCUUCUGGGUGAGCCCAGCACACAAACAGGGAAUUAUAAUAUAAUGUGAAAAUUGCAGGGAUAGAGAUACACAUUAGAUAUUAAUGAAAACAUUGAAGAGGGCCACCAAGCUCAGAAUCCUGGCAAAGAGGUUUAGGAGGUAAGAUGGCAAGUUUAAUAAGUUUAGGAUUACUCAGUAAGCGUUUAUUGAGUAACUCCUAGGUGCUAGGUCCUGUUCUACGUGCGGAGUGCUACAGGGUGAAUAAUACAGACCAAAAAAUCUCUACUUUCUUUUUUUCUUAUUUCUUAUUUAUUUAUUUAUUUACUUUAUUAUUGGCGGCUCGGGUGAGGCACGUGGGAUCUUCGUCGAGGCAUGCGGGAUCUUUCUUUGUCGUGUGAGCUUCUCUCUAGUUGUGGCGCGUCGGCUCCAGGGUGCGUGGGCUCUGUAGUUUUCUGCACGAGGGCUCUAAGUUGAAGCACGCGAGCUCAGUAGCUGUGGCGCGAGGGCUUAGUUGCCCUGCGGCAUGUGGGAUCUUAGUUGCCCCGCCAGGGAUUGAACCCUCGUCCCCUGCAUUGUAAGGUGGAUUCUUUACCACUGGACCACCAGGGAAGUCCCAGAAUCUCUACUUCCAUAGAGCUUACCUUCCUAGUAAGUUAAAGGAGGAAGACAGAAUAAAGACAAUUACUGAGGGCAUUAGAAAAUAUAGAGUAGGUAUUCUUCAAAGAAUUAAAAUGAGGUGAUAUGACAGUGAUGGGUCAAUUUUUUCUAAUCAUUAAAAAAAAUUUUUUUUAAAUAGGUAAUGCAAUUUGAAUAGCUGCUAAAUUCAAAACUUACAAAAGAGGAGCUUCUCAUUCCUGUACCUACUCUACCUGUUUUCCCUUCCUGGUGGCAACCCAUAUCACUGAUAUCUUAUAUGUUCUAGAAACCUGUAUGUAUAAUUUGUAUGCCUGUACUGUACUUUAUAACCAGGGCUCAUUUGAUAGGAAUUGAAGUUGUUUCCAAUCUUUGCUAUUAAUUAAAUUUAAUUUACAUACUAGCAUAGGAACAUUUGUCUAUACUGCUUGGUUCAUUUAGGCUGUCUUAUUUAAGGAGAGCAUAGACACACAUAUUACCAUUACCAUUUAGGCAAUAUCCAAUAGGAUGUGUUGGGGUUAAACUUACUAACAGAGCAGAUGUGAUUUAUAAACCCUUGUUAUCCUAUGGAGAGUGUGCUUAGGCUGGACUCAGCAUGGCUGGUAUUCUAAUAAAUAGUGACCUGGCUCCUGUAACAUCCCAUAACAGUCCCGUAACAUGGCAAGGAGCACGCAAGCCUUUGUGCAAAUCCCUUGUGGGAAAUCCCUUGGCCAGAGAAGUGGCCUUGUUAGAAAGGGGCACCUCCACAUCUCAGCAGCUGGUAUCAGCCUAUUCCUUGGUGAGGUGACUCUACUGGUCUUUCUUCACAUGGAGUAAUAUUGCCUCACUGAGGGAAGAAGGGAAAGGGGAUGACAGAAAUGUGAUUAUGAGGCUCCAUCUACUGGUGCUGGACUCUAAGUGUCAGACUUGAAAAAAUGUAUUCAGCAUCAUCUUUUUUCUCAUUUCUUCCACUUUGCAGUCUUUGCUCAUGUAACAUAUUUAGAAAAAAAUUCUUAGUAGAUUCAUCCCUGUUCUUCAUUGCUAACUGCAAAAAUGAUGAUCUUGGAAUGGAGUGGCAAUAAGAUAAUUCUUUUGAGGGUGCUCAGCUUUUCUUGGUCUUCCUAAACAAGUCUUAUCUGGCUCUUCUGGAAAUUAACAGUAGUUUAGUAAUAGACGUAUUUAAUACUUUUUACAAAGUUAUGAGACAGUGUCAAAGAAUAACACAGCCAGACAUUAGUUAAAGCAGUGAAAACAGACUUUAUUUAGUAAUUAUUGACAGUAGGAGAAAGAGCUAAACUCCAUUCCAAUUUGUGUGGAAGUGAUUAGGGGGUGUGUGUGUGGGUGCUCAGUAGAGUCGGAGAAGUAAAAAAUUAUAAAGGGUGGGUCAGUGUAAAUGCAGUUAGGCCAGCUGGCAGUUGUCAAAGUUAGGAUUCCAUCCUGUCACAGAGACUGAGAGACAGAGGCCCUGUCCUUCCUGAUGAUUACAUUUCAAAGGGGGAAUUCCCUGGCAGUCCAGUGGUUAGGACUCCGUGCUUUCACUCGGAGGGCGCAGGUUCAAUCCCUGGUGGGAGAACUAAGAUUUUGCAAGCCUCAUGGUGCCGCGAAAAAAACAAAACAAAAUAAAAAACAUUUCAAAGGAAUGGUUCUCAGGUUCUUGAGAGAGACAUGUCUGAGUUGCAGGAGAUACAUGUUCACAAUUGUAAGCUGGUUUUUCUUUCUUUUUUUUUUUUUGUGGUACACUGGCUCUCACUGUUGUGGCCUCUCCCGCUGUGGAGCACAGGCUCCGGACGCGCAAGCCCAGCGGCCAUGGCUCACGGGCCCAGCCGCUCCGCGGCAUGUGGGAUCCUCCUGGACUGGGGCGUGAACCCGUGUCCCCUGCAUCGGCAGGUGGACUCUCAACCACUGCGCCACCAGGGAAGCCCUUAUUGCCAUGGACAGCAACCACCAAAGUAAUUACAAACUCAGUAAAACUGAGAAGAAGUUCUUAAGGAAACAGAUUAAAGCCAGGCAUACUUUGCUGAGACAUGAAGGCAUUGAGACAGUAUCCUAUGCUACUCAGAGCCUGAUUGUUGCCAAUGGUGGUUUGGGUAACCGAGUGAGUAGGAACCAACUGCUCCUGGUGUUAGAGAAGUGUGGAUUGGUGGAUGCUCUCUUAAUGCCACCUAAUAAGCCCUACUCAUUUGUAAGAUACAAAACUGUAGAAGAAUCCAAGAAAGCCUAUGAUACUCUCAAUGGAAAAGAAAUAGUGGAUGACUUAGGACAAAAGAUUAUUCUGUACUUGAAUUUUGUAGAAAAAGCACAGUGGAAAGAGUUGGGGCUUCAAGCCUUGCCUCCAGGCCUCAUGGUAAUAGAAGACAUUAUUUCUUCUGAGGAUGAGAAAAUGCUUUUGGAAAGUGUUAACUGGACAGAAGAUACAGACAAUCAAAAUUUUCAAAAAUCCUUAAAACACAGAAGAGUAAAGCAUUUUGGCUAUGAAUUCCACUAUGAGAACAACCAUGUAGAUAAAGAUAAGCCAUUACCUGGGGGUCUUCCGGACAUUUGUGAUAGCAUUUUGGAGAAAUGGUUGAAGGAAGGUUUCAUUAAACAUAAACCUGAUCAACUGACUGUUAACCAGUAUGAACCUGGGCAUGGAAUUCCUGCUCAUAUUGACACACAUUCUGCGUUUGAGGAUGAGAUCGUUUCUCUCAGUUUGGGGUCAGAGAUUGUCAUGGAUUUUAAGCACCCAGGUGGUGUCACAGUGCCUGUUAUGCUGCCUUGUAGGAGUUUGCUGGUGAUGACAGGAGAAUCUAGAUACCUUUGGACCCAUGGAAUCACACCCAGAAAAUUUGAUACUGUUCAAGCGUCCAGGGGUCACAAAAGUGGAAUUAUCACUGGAGAUGUUGAAGACUUAACUUUAAGCAAGAGGGGAAUACGGACAUCAUUUACCUUUAGGAAAGUGAGGCAAACACCUUGUAAUUGUAGUUACCCUUUGGUCUGUGACAGCCAGAUGAAGGAGACUUCCACAUCAUUUCCAGAGAGUGAUAAAGAAGCCUCACAACUGGAGCAAGAAUAUGUCCAUCAAGUUUACGAAGAAAUUGCUAGACACUUUAGCAGCACGAGACAUACCCCUUGGCCACACAUCGUGGAGUUUUUGAAAGCUUUGCCAAGUGGUUCAUUAGUUGCUGAUAUUGGAUGUGGAAAUGGAAAAUAUCUUGGCAUCAAUAAGGAGUUAUAUAUGAUUGGCUGUGAUCGUAGCCAAAACCUUGUGGACAUUUGUAGAGAGAAGCAUUAUCAGGCCUUUGUCUGUGAUGCUUUGGCAGUACCAGUCCGCAGUGGGUCUUGUGAUGCUUGCAUCUCCAUUGCUGUUAUUCACCAUUUUGCUACAGCAGAGCGUAGAGUGGCAGCUCUCCAAGAACUUGUUCGACUCCUAAGACCUGGUGGGAAGGCACUCAUCUAUGUUUGGGCAAUGGAACAAGAAUAUAAUAAUAAUAAGUCCAAGUAUCUUAGAGAAAACAGAAUUAGCCAAGAAAAGAAAGAGGAAAUCAGCAAUGAUACAUCAGUGCAAGAGUUGCUUGUGAAGCAGAUGCCUGAUGUGGGCAAUCACGAUUCAGCACCUUCUGUUCCCUCCAUUAAUGACUUUCAGGAUAGAGGAUAUAAUUCAAGGAAAGUUACUAAUUCCAAGUUGCCUAUUCACACUAAUAGGACUUCUUUUCAUUCUCAAGACUUACUGGUUCCCUGGCACCUUAAGGAAAAUCCUGGUAAGGGCAAGUCUAUUGAGCCAUUUGGACCAUUAGGAUCCCAUGACCCAGGUCCUGUGUUUCAUCGUUACUACCAUGUGUUCUGUGAGGGAGAAAUGGAAGCUGCCUGCCAGACUUUGAGUAAUAUCAGCAUACUGCAAAGCUACUAUGAUCAGGGGAACUGGUGUGUGAUUAUUCAAAAGGUCUGAUCAUCUCUAUGAACAUAUAUACAGUGAAUAAAUGUUCAGCUUUUUUUAAAAAAAAGGAGAUUAAAUUACCUGUAUUAUUAGUUAAAGAGAAACCGUGAGGAAAAGUAUCAAAGGAGAGUGCCUGAGAGAAAUUGUAAGUAGAGAUUAGUUAGGAAAUAUUCGAUCUUCUACUAUUGCUGACAUCAUUUAAUCCAUAAAUGUAGGCUUCUCCUAUAGGGAGUAACAGGGAUGGUUUUUAAAAGUGAUUGAAGUAGUUUGUGAAAUAUUUGGGAUCCUAGGGUAAGAGCACAGCAUUUUAAAGAUAAACUUUUGUUAUAAAGUGUUACUAAAUGAACUAAAUCGUAUAGAAUCUUAGUGAAGUAAUCACAUAACAUUUUAUCAAUAAUAAAGAAAAUAUUCCU
Lagenorhynchus albirostris (white-beaked dolphin) is the source of this 5295-nucleotide messenger RNA. It is a transcript of the gene ALKBH8, whose product is annotated as alkB homolog 8, tRNA methyltransferase. Gene Ontology annotation, molecular function: 2-oxoglutarate-dependent dioxygenase activity; tRNA binding; S-adenosylmethionine-dependent methyltransferase activity. Lineage: Eukaryota; Metazoa; Chordata; Mammalia; Artiodactyla; Delphinidae. Gene Ontology annotation, cellular component: nucleus; cytoplasm. The transcript is spliced from 12 exons. Bases 2900 to 4894 code for a protein of 664 amino acids. The record is from RefSeq and is a predicted model, not a curated record. Gene Ontology annotation, biological process: tRNA wobble uridine modification.